Pelobates cultripes (western spadefoot toad) is the source of this 28366-nucleotide messenger RNA. The record is from the annotation of a GenBank genome assembly. Lineage: Eukaryota; Metazoa; Chordata; Amphibia; Anura; Pelobatidae.
GCAGAGAAGCAGCAUGAGAUCAAUCUGGGGGAAAGAAGGUACCUGGUGUGUUUGUUUUCUAACGCUGUGUGCUGGGUCCGUACUGUAUACAAAACAAAAUUCACAAUUUGUGUCUAAUAGUUCAGGCAAGGAACAAGAUAUAACCGGAAACAUUCUCUGUGUGUGCCAUACAUAUAUUUAUCACAUGAAUGACUGUGGUGUUUUCUUAGCCUAUCCCCCUGUUUGGUCAUUUGUGACAGGCUAUAGGAGUUAUUAAAUAUCUAUCAAUACAAGUCACAAAAAAUAUGCAGUUAUUGUGUAUGUGGUUAAAUGUUACAAUAAUUUCGUUUCUACAGUAAAUAAAUUAUGUAUAUUUUGCUGUUCGCUUGCAUAAUCAGACUUUUACCCCAAUAGCUAUGUAUUUAAAUUGGUGUUUUAAGAGUCAAAUACUGCUUUUAUUUGAGACUAGUGGAAUUAGAGAGUCAGUCAUCCACAGUCUCAGGGACACUAAAGAGCUAGAAGCUCUUUUGUCUCUGUUUCCCUGGCUUCAGAAUAAUUUCUGCAGCCUAUAAGCCUGCCCCCAUGCUAUGUGAUAACAAGGAGAAUUAGAUGUAUGCUUUUUUUUUUCUAAUCUAAAACUCCUCUUAAAUGUAGAACUACUACUAUGGGAUUUAAGCAAUCCUCCCACCAAAAUCAUUUUGGAAGACCAGAACUGACAGGGAAAAUGUACUCAUUUAUCUAUUGAUUGCAUGUUACUUGCAAAGUGUCGUUUUUGUCCAUCUGGAAUAUUGGGAAAAUGAAUAUGUUUUUAUAGCAUUUAUCCCUUUCUAUGAAAGGGAAGAAAGAUAGCACUACCUCAUAUAUGACUGACAUAUUACAUAUUUCUGCAGGUGCUUGAGAAAGGCUCCUGUCUAGCCAAUACUUUGUGUGUGUGCUUUCUGCUAUGCACUAAAUAAAAUGACAUUACAUUGUUGGAUCGUUCUUUUUUUAAAUUCUUUUGAAUUUAUUACUGUUUUGGCGGAGGUUUAUACAACACUCCACUUUAGUAAGCGCUCCUCCAUUUAGUGUUGUGCGUAAAUAUUCCUGCAGCACCAGUCUCUUAGGUAAAUAAGAUUAUUUCAGCCGGAGCAGGAAUGAUGUUGCCAUAAUUGAAGAUUAAACAAAUUAGUUUCAUUUUGAAGUUUGGGGCUCUCAAAUUCGCAAUUAUUUCUUCUAUACCUGUGCUUUUCAAGUAUGUUCUACUUUGAUUAUCUGACCGUGAUAGUUGACUCCAUUAAAGUACAAGACUUAAUCCAAAGUAAUAUGUAUUUUUGUUAAUAAUUGUAAAAGUAUAUAGAAAUAUCACUGAUUAAUACUGUGAUUUUAAUUGUUUUGUUUUCUUGUUUCAAUAUAGGCAUUGAAGUUAAUUUCCCCUUACGAGAUUUUGAUCUUUAUUUGGGAGAUGUGGCGCAUGAGCAAACUUGGUUAUAAAUCAGUACCCAAGUUGGAAGAACUGAAAAAACAGUGGAGAGAGCAGGAGACUGGUGGGGUGAAAUGUUUGCUGUUUUUGUUUAGUGGGGCAUAACACUAUGGACUUUAAAACGUUUUAUUACAUUUGUAUGAGGUUUGUAGAGCAGGUUGGCUUUGUUUCAGAAAAAUAAAUAUGAAUACAUGUAGUAACAACACUUACCUCCCCACUAAUUCCAUGCAGCUUUUUUAAUUUAGCACUGAUCUAAACCUUUCUUCUGGUUCCUGCUUUAUGUGAACAGAUUUCAGUAUCAUGAUGUGACCCACAGAUUAUUUAAAAUAAUUAAUUAGGAAAAGAAAGGACCUGACACAGACUUUGUGUCUGUAUCAACGUGUUCUGCAAUGCCUGCAUUUUUACACAAACUCUAUACUGGAGGUCAGAGCUCAAAAUGUCAAGUUUGACUCCUGUGCCAGUAGACAGGUAUAAAAUUUACACAGCACACUCACCAGGGGUGAUUUUCUGCUUACCAGGGCUACAUUUCUCCAUACCAGUGUCUAGUGGACGAGUGGAAAUUCCAAGCCCUGCUGUAGGUAACAUUAUUGACUGUUGUGCUUACAUUUUAAGAGUCUGCAUACUCCAAACACCGCAGUUGGUAAUACCAUUGAGGAAAGAAUUGGCACACAUUUUAUUUCUCCCAUUAGACCUACUGUAAUUUCUAAAAUUAAUAUUUAACCUUCUUUAGUAAUUGUUCUAAAUUUGUCGGAAAUGGUCUGCAAUACAAAAGAUGCAUAAUGGUUUCUAAUCACAUCCCCCAACCAAUGCCUCUGCCUUUCAAAUAACAUGAUUUUGGCCUGUCCUGUCAUUUUAACUAGUCCUAAAUUUGCUAAAGAAAGGACAUCUGUCUUCUGUCUAGUCAGAAUUAUUUUGAUUUACUGUUUGGUGGCAUCACAAGCUCAUCAGAAUGAACAUUGACCAUAAUGAGCUUUUGGUUAAGGAAGAUCCACACAUGUAAAAGCUUUUAUUUAUUACUCUAAGAUAACAUCCUCUUGACUAUAUUUUUUUGGAUAAAAUAGGUUCUUACAUUUCUAGAGCCUUCUCUUGUAAAUAAUUUGUUAACUAUAUAAUAUUAAUAUAUCUGCACACAGAACUUCGAAAGGCACGAAAAGCGCAGCAUCUGCUCGGCAAACGACUGUUGUUGGAUAUUUCAGCUUCUGAUGAGCCCCUUGAUGAUCUGGAGUCCUAUGCUCUUUCUGAACAGCAGGUUAGUUUGCCCGGCAAUGUUCCAAUUACAAACCGUAUUUAAUCAGAUUUACAUUUUUCUAUUAAUGUUUGAUGAUGGUAACUUUCUUUUUUUUUUUUAUACAUUUAUUUGCGUUAAAGUAACAGUCAUUAUUAUAAUUUUUGUCUUUAUCUUAGCUGCAUUUGACAAAUUAACCUUAACAUGAAAUUAUUCAAGUAGGGUGCCAGACCACAUAGCACAAAUUAUUUAAUACGAGAGCACCUUGUUUGCUUUGUUUUUUUUUUUGUUGUUGUUUGUUUGCUUGUUUGUUUUACAGACUGUUUUACUAUAAAAUAUUCAGGUCUGAUCAUUUCAGCCAGUGAGACCAUCCAAAAAAGCAUUAAUGUGCAUCUUAUUGUUAAUGCAGGUACUGUGUAUUCCACUAAAUACCUGAUGGCUUUGGGAAGAACGCAGACUUUUUGAUGAAAAAUUGUGAGCUGUUCUUUCAGGUCACAUUGGUGUCACUGUAUGUGUCCCCUUUUAUUAGAAGCUCUAAAGAGGAUUUGUCACUUCCACAAAGAGAACUUCCAGUUCCUCAUUCUUUCUCCCCAGUAAAUUCCAUACUCACUGAUACUGAUGCCAUCUGUUUUGUGGUCGUGACACGUGAAAAGAUUAUGCAAAAGCAUUGACAUUUGUCAAAUACCGAAAAUGUGUUUGUGUAGAAAGUAAAAUUGUAACAGUUCUGGCAUGUCAUUCGUCCUGACGGUAUUAAGAUAUGUCCUGUUAUUCCAGCAAAAAAAAAAUUAAUUACAGAAAUAUUAGUUUACAAACACGUUAAACCCAUAUCAGGUUAACAUUUAGACAAUUACAUUAUUUGCAAACUUAUAUAACAUACUUGGGGAGUUACAAAAUUUCUGUAUUUUCUUAGGUUACACAGAUCAUCAAGGUUCUGAAACAUGGAUCAGCAGAGAAGCUUGAAUCUCUUAUUUCUCUCCGAUGUUCUCUUCAGAGAGAGGACGUGCGCCUUAUGUUUGUCAAGUUAGUACAUUAUUGUUUUUAUUACUAUUACAUCAUGUCACUAACCAAUCCAAUAUCCACUUGGUAGGCGUCUGUUAAGGUUACUAAAUGUACAAACUGUUGUCUAAGGAGUAGGUGGACUGAAUGUGGAAGAUAUUGCAUUUUGCAGAACUUUAACAGACCUAUGUGGUUUUGUCUGGAUGCUAGAUUAGAAAUCUUCCUUAUCUAUAUGACUGAGAUAAAUUUAUUACUUUUUGAUGGGGCAAUACUGUACCUAAAUCUUAAUGUGUCCACUCCUGUGCUGUGGCACUUACAAAAAAAAAAAAUAAUUUUAAAUAGUUCUUCUAAAAUGGCAGGUUUAAUAAAAUGUUAAACAUAAGAUGAUGCUGUUGUAUUCUACACAGCACUGCAUCCUAGCAUUGGUCACAAGGGUGUUCUUUCUAACGGGUAGUUAAGGUUUUGCAUAUUUCAUGGUGUUAUUAAGAUUGGGUUGCUAUGUAGCAAAAUUAAUAUAAUGCAUAGCCUAUUGUAAAUAACGAUAUAGAGAGGAAUUACACCACACUCAAAGGGAAACAUAAAUAAAUUUACGUUAAUGAAGCAGUUUUGGUGUACUCUCACUGCUUAAUUUUCUUCCAUCUAGGAUUUAAAUCACUUUUGUUUCUAUUUUUGCAACUUUAGCCACACCUCCCCUGGCUGCGACUCACACAGCCUCCAUGUUAAAAAUUGGUUUCAUUUUUUUUCAAUCAGAUCUUACACCAUUAUGUGUUUACUGUAUAGGUUCUUAUCUCCUGCUUCUGUGGCUAAUGGGAGUGGUAGAGCAACCCACAAAGUUUCUCAUAUCUUUUUAUUUGCUGAGACAUAAAGCAUUAAAGUGAAUGGGGAAUGACACAAUGUGAAAAUAAGAGACACAAAAAAGGAGGGGUUAAAAGAGAUAUAAAAAGAAGAAACCGUUAAACACAAAGGCUGCAAAGGGGAUUUAAGCGACAAACAAAGUUUGUCAGGAAAUGCACAGAGGAGGGUGUGCAAAGAAACACGAAAUGAGAUGAAACAACGCAAAAAAUUAAUGGUGCCAAAUAACCUAGGUAUGGGGCGGAGCCUGACCUUCAAGCUGUCUACACGUGUUGGCUUGAGCUCCUGCAUACUUGGCUAAAAAAUUUAGUUUUAUUUCUUUACCAGCUUUACUGCUACCUCGCUCCAUCCUCUGCCAAUCUUGGGUCAGAGAAUAUCAGGCAAGAUAUGACACCUUUCCCAAGUGAUUACACUGCCGGGAGCCAGAGAAAUCUAGUUGUUGCCUGCCAGGAGUGGAGACGGGGAGAGGCGGCUAAUCUCCUUGCCCUCAAGUUCGCAUGCAGCUUCCCGUCCCCCUACUCUCUGGGACCGGUGGGGAAUACUCCAGUCCACUCUAGCAAGGGAUAAGUUGUCAGUGCUGUGGAGGAAUUUUAAAUAAUACUCACCCUGAGCAUGACCAGGUCUGUCAAGUUGGCGGACGCAGCGGUACCUGUGGCAUGAGGCCCGAUCUCUUGCAGACUCAACUGACCUCUUAUGCCACAUCUUACCUAAACUGGAGGCAAUCUUUGCCCAAUUCUGGGCUACCCUGAAAGAGAAGAUGAAACUGGCUUACCGGGUCACGGUCCAGGUAGGGGACAAAGGGAGGUACUGCAGAGGGAGUCUUGAGGGACCCCUAGCACACCAAUAAACAAACAACUGUCCCUACAUUCAUAUUUCUAUUUCCAAAUGCUAGCAGUGCAUGUCUGCUACUUCCCAGGCUUUGCGCAACUAAAAAGCAAAACUCCCUGAAUGUCUUGACAAUCUUGUUUCUGUUCCAAAUCUAAAAGUCAAGCUUCCACACUCAAAUAAAAAUCUUUAAUUCCCGUAUUAUUCUUAGUACUGGCAUACUAUGAUCUAAGGGCUAAUUAUGAGAAUAUAUUUUUCAUUACUACAGGAAAACAAAAGGUAGUCCCUGAUAUACUGCUGUCUAUCUGGUGGUCCAAAAGAAGUUUUAUGGACCAUUAGUGGAGUGACUGAUAACAUUCUAGCUUUCUAUCCUUCAUUGUUUUUUUUUUUGUUUUGUUUUUUUUCUGUAUGACUUCAUCUGGGUGGACAUCCAUGACAUGAGUCAAAAUGUUGUGGCUUGAGCAAGAUGGCAAUAAAACAUAAUGUUAUUAUGAAAACCCCUUUUCGUAAACCAGAUGAAAUCACACAUCUGGCAGGCCUCACUUCUCAACGUGAAACAAGAACUUAAAAAACCAGAAUAACCAAAAGUAAUACACUUCGGUCAGUACAAAACAAGUUAACUAGGAACCGGUAAACUUCAUAUUACAAUUGCGUAAUGCUGAAACAUUUAUUUUUCUAAUUUCCAAACAGGUUAAAUAACGAGAAACAUUUAUUGCUAAAGUGGAUAUAGCUCUAAAUGUACUUAGCUGAUCUUCUAAAGCUGAGACCUUAACUAUUUCUAUACAAUCUAUAGCAUAAAUGUAUAAAACACAUGUUUUUGUGCAGCCUCGUUUACUAAAGGAGAGUUGGUGUCAAACCUUUCAGGGACACAGGCCCUUUCCCAGUAAACCUUCCCACCUGUCAUAAAGCAUGAUGUCUCACCCCGGCUUUAUUUUCUAGUACAUCUGAUAUAAUGGAAUUGAUGUUUAAUGUUGUUUCUUCUAACCUUGUCAUUUUUUUUUAUUAAUUGUCCAAGCAUACAGCUUUUUCCAUGCCCAAAACAGUAUGUCGCGUAAUGUGUUACAGGAUGCCCACCUAAAUGCCUUACUGUCUAAAUGUUUUUGUUUUUUUUUCACAUUACACCGUUUACUCCGUGUAUUUGAAAGCUCAUUCAUGUUCUGUUUUAUUCUUCCAGGGCUGAAGGCAGCAUCCAACUUCUGAUAGGACUAUUCACCUGCUCGUUUGCCGAUGUCCAGCUAGAAGCAGCUCGGUGCUUACAUGAACUCUCUCAGUCAGAUAAUUCAUCCGUUUCCCAGUCAUGUCUGCCAGCAACAUCAUACCUCCUCACUUACUUAUCAGGGAAUAGCCCCGAGUUUACAGUAAGCUUUUAUCAUUGCUAUGUUAUUUCCCUCCAUUUAUACAAAACCAUGUGGGUGCCAUCUAUUGGCUUUUAUUUAGAGGUGUGUAAACGUGAGAAUAGUAUAGUAAAGAUAUCAGAGCGUGAUGCUUGAAAAUAGUAAUAUUUCAUGGGCAGAUUAUGUUCUAAGCAGGAUUUCACAGAUAUCCAGGGAUGAUGCCUAACCUUACGUGAUCCCACACACAAUAAAGAAAAAAAAAAUAUAUAAAAAAAAAAAAGAAAAUGCUGCUAUUGAUAGAUGAUCAUUUUUGUGUGUCUGUCUAUACAAAUAUGACACUUAGAAAUCAAAAUCUAAUUCUAAUCUGUGGCAAUGAUAUGAUUUCUCAGUUUCUAAAUUGUUCUGUGUCCUGAUGCUCACAUUAACCCUAUUUUCCAUUCAUCACCUUCCUAACAGUAAACCGUAUUAACCUGCAUUAGUCAUAAACCGCAUACAUGCCGGACUUCUACAGCUUGUCUGAUAUCACAUCAACCAGUAAUGACAUUCAUAAACAAUCUGCCACUUUUCUGUCUUGGAAUAGCUGUAUGUAUGGUGCAUUUAAUAGUGGUAAUCAUUCUGUACAUGUGUGCAGGUGACUUGAAGCCAAGGCAAAGUGCAAGUAAAGGUGUCAACCACAGUGGUCCUUUGACAUAUACAUGAAAUAAAAUUCUAUCCCUCUAUAGGAAAUGUGCUUAUAUGUUUUGGGAAACCUGAUAGUGGAAGGUGAGGCAACAAGGAACCAGCUCCUUCUUCAAGGUAUCAUCCCUGCUUUAGCGCUGUGUACUCAGGUAUGACUCUAAGUACCCUGUAUCUUGUGUUUUCCAAUGCAUGCUGUAUGACAUACACCCAGUUAAACCAUUAUUAACAUCUCUCUUCUAUGUCAGUCUCCUCAGGUGAGCGUAUUAGAAGCCGUGGGCUACACACUGUCUCAGCUGCUAGCAUCAAAAGAAGCUCCUGAAAAGAUCAUUCCGUAAGUAAGAAUACUAUAUUUAAAGAAUUCCUUUAUCUGUUGCAAGGCAGGAAUACUGUUUAGGGAAAAAAUAGAAGAGAUAUCCUCUAUUUAUCAAAACUUCACAUAUAGUCAUUAAAGAGGAUCCAUCUUUUGUCUGGCAAUAAUGCAGUUUAAUAAGCCUUUAAGAUCACUUCUAACUUGUGUUAACCUUUUUUUAUGUGACACAUUGUUUAUUAAUUUAUACUCCCGAUUUAGCAGUUAACAUCACAAUCCAGUUCAGUCCAGGCAAAGCCAGGGCUAACAUGGCAGGUGAGGAGGGUAAAUACAAAUAUUGGGGGUUAUGUAUAAAAAGUGGUGUUUUCUGUAAAGUGGUCUAAAGUACUAAAAGUGGGGCAGUUGUCAUGGAAACCAGUGGCGCUUGCAGGUAUAUUGAAUUGGUGACACUUUUUUUGAUACCCCUAUUGUUUUAUUUCUCAUUUUUUCUGUUUGCCAGGUGCAAAGGAUAGAGCAUAUAACAAAGAGUGACAGAGCCCUAUUGCAGGAUAAAGAGUUUUACCUCCUUCCAUUCCUCUUGAAAAACACUAGUGCAAUAGAUCCCAUCUGCCUAUCUUAAUUUUGGGGUUCUGUCCUUUUUUUUUUUUUUUUCUGCACCAGGGAAGUGAUCCCCUUUAAGCGCAAUACAAGGACAACAGUAGACGCGCUCACUAGUACCAUGCACCGAGCGCUUCAGUAGCACUCAAUGCGUGGUCCGACCUUAUUGUGACCUGCCUGAGAGUCUCUCAGUGAGCUUUGUGUAUGGUGCACAACAUGCUGACAAGUCCCUUUCUUGGGAGUGUCCUCCCCCCCUUAUCGCCACACUCUCCCUGAUGUUCCAGAUCCCCACUUGGCAAUGGGAUUUAUAUGCACAUCUAGGCGGUUAUAUAAGUCUCUUUUGGUUAUGUAAAAUAAUAAAAGUUGCAUAUGUGAUCAUUAGUAUUUUUACUCAUCAUUUGUUUAAUGCAUUUAAAAUAGGAGAUCAACUCCAGUUUAGUGUCCCUUUUUAAUAGAUUUGGCAAUAGUUGAAGAUUUUAGUGUCUCAGUCACCAAAAAGAAACAAAAACUUGUAAUUGUCAUCUGCGUUUGGUAGGAAAUUCUAGUGACAAAUCUUGAUUCAACAUAUUUAACCAUUGUGUACUGUGUAAAAUGGGCUGUGUGCAGUAAGCCACUCUGCCAACUCCUGAGCAGUUACUAGCAGUCACUUAGCCUGUUUCUGUAUAACAGCAAUACGUGUAGUGAAAGUGCCAAAAAGGAUACCAGGCGCAAACCCUUUACCACAUGGUCAGAAAGAUGGGAGAGUGCAAACAAAGUGGGAACAAAACAAACCCCUUUCAAAAUGGUGCGAAGCCAGAUUAUGUAAAUGCACGUUUUCAUCUGCUAUUCCAAGCUUUUUUGGGAGCUAGUAUGGUAUCAAGAAAAGUUGUCCUUUGAAACCCUUAUUGUAAGAAAAUAACUUUCUUUUUUUUUUUUUAUAAUACAGAAUUGUUCUUGAAUCAGCACUGACUGAGGCAAUAGUCAGACAUAUAUAUUUUGAGACAGAAGACCGGAUCGGGGUGGCAGUAGAGUUUGCGUGGAGUCUCCAUUACAUUAUUGCCAGGUACAGCAUGCUAAGAAAAGACACAUUGCUUUCUCUGCCCUUUUCUCUUUUUUUUUUUUUUUUAUUUAUUUUUUUUAUUUGUAUUUGUGUGCAUUUGUGAAGCUAUUUAAAGCAAACAACUGUUUAGAACACAGAUGGUUGCUUUGUUCCAAUGUGUUAAGUGAAGUGAUUUAUAGGCUCACAUACUAUGUAUUUGUGAUGCUUACUUAAUAAGUUGGAGAUUAAGUGCAGACAUAUUUAUGUAGCUAUUUUUAUAUACAUCCUAAUAUUAAUGUGUAGUAUAUGGAUCAAUAUUAAAUGUCCUUCAUUUAGCCUCUGUUUGCAUAUUCAGGUUUUAUAAAGGAUUUGUGUUACGGAUAAUGUUGGAAGAGCAAAAAUAAAACCUAACCAUGGAGAAAUUGCAGUAUAUGUUCAGCAUAUAUGACAGCUGAGCACUGGCAGUCAAUUAGCUUUGUUCUGCUUAGCUCUAUAGAGCUAACUAGAUUCUCCUGCAGAAGAAAACAGGCAAUUUAUCCUAAUGUGGAACACCUACAUUCCAAGACACACAAACACACCCUACUAACCCUAACACUCUUCCCAAUAACACUAAUAACAAUAAGCACACAAAGGAAAUUCAAGUCCCAUAUACAUUGAGAUCUUCUUAAAGGCUAUAAACAAAAACUACAUCUUUAAAAAAUUGGCAAACCUUAUGAUUACUCAUAAAGCUGCUCAUAUUCAAAUAGCCAUCUAUAUUAAAGUAUUCAAUAGUAUCAUAAUUACACCAAAUCAUGCACCCACAAAUAUCACAGUCUACAAAUCUCUCUUUCACUGUGUCACACCUGAACUCGAACAAUAGAAACAUCUGUUAUCCACAAUCUCCCCCCAGUGGCCAAAGGAUUAAUAAAUCAUGCCACAGUAUAUAUCUCAAUACCCCAUAUAAAUAUACCUAUCGACACUUGAUGUGAAUAACCUAAAUUAUUUCUAUAAUUGCUAAUACAUAUGUGCAAUCACUAUUAUUAAUGAUCCUCCACAUUUUUAAAGAACAUGCCCAAUAUUCACACAAGCGCUCAUAUCUAUUCAGUGAUACAUAAUUUUGGACUAUAAGUGCCUUUUUAAGAGAACACUCCAGACAUGUAAAGCACUUCAGCUGCCUCUCCCAUUCUCGAUAUGCUGUACUAUAGUUCAUUAAGAAGCACUGGAAAUCUGCAUGUGCACUUGCAGCUUCUGCACAGAGAACCCUUUAAUUCAGGGGUUCCCAACCCAGUCCUUUAAGUAUCCCCUACCAGUCCAGGAGUAAGUGAUUACCCUGUUGUAUCUAACAUGAUUUUUUUUUUUCUUUUUUUCUAAAAACACCUUCGACACAACUGGGUUAUCCCUAAAUCCUGGACUGUUAGGGGGUACUUAAGGAACUGGGUUCUGAACCACUGCACUUAUUGCUCAAUUCUCUGGCAGUGGCUGAAAGUAUGUGUUGGAGAAAGAGUAGAGGGCUUUCAAAUGCUGAAGACUGCAGAUCUGCAGCUUUUGCAAGGUGUUUUGUUUAAUAUACUCCCAAAGACAACUUGCCAAAAAAAAUGAAAACAAUACAUGCAUGUUUUGUUUUGUAGUAUAUCUACUCAACAGUGAAAAAUAAAAAUUGGAAAGUUCCUUUAAGUAACCUUAUCACUGUUGGUGGUCUUUACUGAUUAAAACACAUAAUCUGAAAUAAUUGACCCCUGAACUCUAUUAUACAUUAAUGCUUAAUAGGAAUCUAAGAUUACAUUAAUGAUGAACCAGCUUGGUUAUGUUUGCAAGUAAAACAUGCGUUAAGAUGUUUUGUAUGUGUUUGUUUCAGCCAAGUAAAUAAUCUGUUGCUAAUUUCACAUGGCAUUGUGCCUAAACUAGUACAGAUUCUGUCGGACCUUUCUACACUUGCUUUGCGAAGUGCUCCUCCUGACCUGGAACUGGUGAGUAACCACCAAUUAAAAUGUUAUGUCACAAUGCAGAAAAAAAUAAAUAAUCAAGCAAAUGUACUAUUAUAUUAAUAAGUGGAAGUAACCUUGGAGACGGCAAACAAACACUCCCACCCAGUAACAAGUGUAAGCUGUUUUUUUUUUUUCUAAAAGGAACUUCUUGUAAUACUAGGAAGGCGUUUAUAUGCACUCCCAGUGAGCCUCCAGGUACCAGGCAAAUUAUACUCCGCAAUGUUACAGCAAGUAGCACAGUGUGAGGAAUCUAUGGGUAUGCACAUAUAAAAAUAAAAAAACCUUUAAUAUAGGGUUGUAAUUUCCCAAGUUAAAGAAAAGGAAACUUAAAAAACUAUCACAUCUAAAUAACACACAGGGAAGAACUCUGUCAGUAUAUGAGAAAGGCAGGAUGAAGAAAUGCUGUAGAGACUAGCUUCAGAUUGGGACUAGUGUAAAUACUUAGCGCAAUCUAUCUACAGUUAAUAACUAAAGCUCCCUGUUAGAGAUAAAUGAAUCUAGAGAUAGAUGAUUUGAACUAUUCCCCGGUCAAUGAGCAGAUGAUAGACAGUGUAAAGAAUAUAACUGUAUCUAUCUCUGUAGCGAAUAGGAACUGUUACAAAUGUAACCGGGUCCUCUAAACAGGAGAGUCCAUAGCUGCCUAUAAACUAAUGCAUAAGCGUCUACAUAGACCUAAUGCUCCAUCAACUGUAACGAAAUCUUACUUCCCCACCCAGUGAGCACAUAAAACAGUGCUGGUGAUUAAAAACAAAAAAGCAUGAACCUAACGUCCGUUUCGGCGCUGCCAAAGCGCCUUUAUCAAAGGUAAGGACGGCACUGCACGAGAGUGAAUAAAUACCGGCACCUUAUACCAGCUGGACCAAUCAGGAGUGUAGGCGUAAGCGUCAUGUCCGCGCCAGAAUUUCAGACCACCUGUGUAGAACCUAGGUCCAUUCAGCGUGUGGUUUCUGACUCCUCCCUUAAAGGGAGGGACUAGCUUGAUAGUUUACAUGGUAACCAUGGCGCCCGCUUUCUUGAAUAGGGUUACGUCUGCUACAUAGACGGACCCUUUCAUUACUGGACUGGGCGUCACGUCCCAUCAUUCUAUUUAUACAACUCCAUCAGGGGGUAUAAAGAGAUCGUAAAGAUAGCUAUUAAUGGUAUAGAAUAUAUUAAUUGGCCAUAUAAAAUAGAAGUGACUCUGAUAUGCCUAAGGAAUGUUUAUUUAUUCAUAGGAUAAAGUGAUAUAAUUAUCAUAUAUAUGCCUACCCUCAUAAGGGGUAGGUCUCAUGAUGACAUUGGUCACUAGACAUCAGUCCAAAGUAUUGUCCAUUCAGACAUCCAGACAUCACUUUUAUUCUAUGAUCCAAAGAUAACAUCCUAUUUGUUCAUAGUAAUCGGUGAGCACUUAGUUCAUUUUUAAUAUUAUCGAACUUUCUCCGUAUAACAUGAAACAAAGGUAUUAACAAAGCCGAUAAUAUACCAAAAGGUAUAACAAAAAUGUUAAAAGAACAUACAUUGCACUCCCCAAUUGGGGCAUGAAUUACUAUUUUUUUCUAAUUAAAAUUAAUGAAGUAUAUAUAUAUAUAUAUAUAUAUAUAUAUUUUAUUUUUUAUUUUUUUUUAUUCAAAUUUUCACCACCACUUUAUUUUGUCUAAUGCUUCGGGCUAGAAACAUUUGUAUGGAGAUGUUUGACAAUGGUUUACUUUUUGUGUUCUUAAAAUGUUUUUGAAUAAAAGCACAAAACAAAUUUGACUUAACUUAUAUUUUUUGUGGUGGCAUGUUCUAUGUAGUUGAUAUGUCCAUUGGUUCGUUGUGUGGCAAAUUUACUGACCGAAGUUGACGCAACAGGCAACAAAGUCCAGAUUCAUGAUGGUCGCUUGUUGGUGGCUCUGUUUGUUUUUAUAGAACAGUAUCAUAACCAGCAUCAUUUCUUGCUCACCGAAUGUCUGUGGGCUAUCAGCAAUCUUACAGGUAAAAUGUACAAAAAUAUACCAUGCAUGGAAUGGAAAUGUUUUGUUUAAUGGUUGUGCUUCAUACCAAUAGUACACAGAAAACAAAAUGCAUCACCAUUAUAUAAAAAAUUAAAAAUAAAAAGCAAGGUUUAAUUGCAGUAUGGUUGCUAUCAGUUUACAGCAGUUCAGAUAAUUGUCUGAUAAAGUACUUAUCUCAUAAUUCCCUUGCUGGACAGGGAACUAUUGGUGAUGUCUACCCCAAAACUAAAAUGAGAUGCUCCUCAUUGGAAUAUUUCAUCCUGGUGUAGAAUAGUUUGUCUGCAGCUGUGAGCAGACCUGCUGACCAUUGCUCCAAGGGACAGCUGAAAAUGUAAUUCGCCUAUUAAGCAGAUUUGAAUUAUACUUUAUGAAACCAAAUACUUGAAUUAUAUCACAGAAAUUGGAUUAACUGUUCAAAAUUCGUGCUGAAUAACUCUCUCUCUAUAACGGCUGUAUACCUGUGUAGUAAUUAAAGGGACACUAGUCACCAGAACAACUACUUAUUGAAUUUAUUCUGGUGAAUAGAAUCAUUACCUUCAGGCUUUUUGCUGUAAACACGGUCUUUUCAGAGAAAAUGCAGUGUUUACAUUACAGCCUAGUGAUAACUUCACUGGCCACUCCUCAGAUAGCUGUUAGAGAUCCUUCCUGGGUCAUGGCUGCCUAAAAUGCAUCCAAACAUUUAGUGUCUCCUCCCUCUGCAUGCAGACACUGAACUUUCCUCAUAGAGAUACAUUGAUUCAAUUCAUCUCUAUGAGAAGAUGCUGAUUGGCCAGGGCUGUGUUUGAAUCAUGCUGGCUCUGCCCCUGAUCUGCCUCUUUGUCAGUCUCAGCCAAUCCUAUGGGGAAGCAUUGUGAUUGGAUCAGGCCACCACUUCUGAUGAUGUCAGCAGGCAGUGGGCAGGUCUAAAGGAAACCGGGACAAAGUAAACAGCUUUAUAUGUCACAUGAGUAAUAGUUCCAGUAUUUUUUGGCCGGUAUGCUUACAAACACCAAGAAAUUGGGCUACAGCUUUCACACAGUAACGUUAGUACGUUAUAAGAAUGUGAGGUCCAGUAUUUAUUCCCUGCUGUAUCUAUUUUCUAUUUUUGUCUUUCUAUCUCCGUUACACCUGAUUUAAAACAAUUGCUCCUUUUUACCUUGUUUUAACCCACUUUUAAGUGCAAUCUUCAAGUUCAAUUCUUCAAGCUUUAGGAAUCUUAGUAUAACAGAUGUGAUGCAAUUGGAAAAGUAUCCGUAUUAAAAAGUAGCUAUAUCAGCUCAAAAAGGUUUUUUGCUAAACAGUGAGUUGUGGGCAGUUGACAAAUAGUUGCAAAAUGUAAGUGACAACACAUUCAGUUAAGUAGAUAACUCCCAUAAGCCUCAGCUACUAUGUACACGUUUGCGGUUAAUCUAGGCUUAUUGGAGAUUCCCUAAAAUAUAAUUCUCUGACGUAGGCCUUGAUUUUAAUAUUUUUUGAUAAACUAUUUUUUAUAAUAAUUUUUAAAAGUUGCUCGCUGUGCCUAGCCAUACCUCACUGACCAGGAUGAAUAAGGUUAAAAUAAUCGUCUUGGGUUGCUGUAUCUCUCGUGCAAAGGCAGCUAUGCACUAUUUUGAAUUUGUACUGCUCUUUUGGGUGGGAUCAACCUGAUAAGCAAAUUAUCUAGGUUUACUCUGUAAUGGCAAAAGAUGAAACCAAACCAGCUUGAGAUCUUAGUGGGGACACACUGAAGGGCAAGCUAUUUUAACUAUUGUCCUUUCUAAAUAUUCGCUUAUUUAUUUUAUUUUAUUUUUUGCUCAUUUUAAAAGUUUAUCCAAAAAUAUGAAAUCGUUUGGAAAACUUAUCCAACAAAAAUGAAAGCCAUGAUUAUUAAUUCCAUCAAACGAGAAAAAAUGUAUUACUCGAAAACCUAUGGAGGCAGUGCUGGGAGUUUGCCACAAAGGAGUGGUGAAUAGUAGUGGAUCACCUAGUAAAUUUGAGGACUGCCCAAACUGGGCACGCACGCCAGAUGGACAAAGAGCAGCCCAUGCUAAGAAUGCUUCUUAAGACCCUUGAGCUGAGUGGCCUUUGAAGACUUCUCCCAGUGCGAAUGUGUGAGGAUGUGCUUGCUGUCGAUAAUUCCCUGGCAUCCUGUAUUUGGGGACACUAUGGAACAAACCUGGGACAGAGUACAAAACCAGGAAUUUUGGGCGAUGUAGGCCACCAUUACAGGUGCACCCACAAUAAUAUUUGAUCUUAAGAUUAAUGGACCAAUGAGCUGCCUGCGUGCAAGGAAUGUUGAGGGGCUGUGUGUGUUUACACACUUGCUUUUAAAAAAAUAAAAUAAAAAAUCUUAUUAAUUUACUUACAAAUGUUGCUUUAUGGCUACAUCAACCACAGACAGCAUUCAUUUCUUCCAACAUUACAUUUUGAACAUAUUUCCAGGUAUCCAAACUUUAAGGCUCUGCCCAGUGCCCACCAAUAUAUGGAUAUUGCCCUUUACUUGUUUGUAUAGAAAUUGAGUUCUGUUUGCUCUUUAUCCUACAGUGGAAGAUCCUGUUGUUGCUUCGGCCAUGCUGCACUAUAAUAUGGUGCCAGUAUUGAUGAAUUUUCUACUUACUUCUAAAGACAUAGCUGCAAUGGUAUGUAAUUUUUGCGGUAUGCAAGGUAACUUUAUUUUAUUUUAGAUAAACAGUAGAAAUUUAGCAGAAAUACCAUAAAAUAUGUUCAAAGAUGAAUGUGGACCUUUUAUUCACAAAACAUUCACCUCUAAAUAGGUAAAUGUAUAUAUUGUGCUGAUGAAAUCUAAAGCACAUGUAUAGAUUAGAAGAUAUACUUGCCACAAGAUUAAUUACUACAAACCAAAAUAGCUGCAGCCAUGGAUGGAAUGUCCUGGAUGGAACCUUGCAAUGCUAAAUGUUGCAGAAUUAAAUUGCAUGUACUGUAACAAGCAUGAAGGCAAAGGUAUAUUUUAAUGCCUUGGCCAUCCCUUUCACUCCCAGUAUUAAGAUGUAUAUGCACACUCCAAGUACCAUACCUUUCACAACAUAGAGUAGUGGUGAGGUUGGUAGAUCUACCAUGUUUCCUGGUCACACAUCACAAACUGAUGGGCUCCAUAUGGACAAAACUUUUUGUGCAGUACCCAUCAAUUUGUUUGUUUGAUCUGUAUAAAAAAAAACAUGAUGUGGCAAUCCUAGUGCAAGGAGGCUUUGGUAGAGUCAGGUUUUCAAACUAUGCUAAGUCACUAAAAAUAUAAUUAGGGGUACUGCUAAGCACCAUAACAACUACAUCACACUGUAAUAGUUAUGGUGCCAGGAGUCUCCGGUCACUGUCCCACAGAGUUAAACGAUCAGGAGUCUGGAGCAGUUACAGUACUUGGUGCUUAUUUUGCCCCCUUUAGGUUUUCUCAAGCAGAGAACAUCCACCCCGUCUCCUUGGGGGUAACAUAAUAACAAAAUCUUUGCAAUCCAGUAUUGUAUCUGUAUGAAUUCUCUCAAUCCUGUAUAUCUUCACCCAUUCUCUCUCCACUUAUCUCCUUAUUUAUGUCUCUCUCAUAUCUAUCUCAAUUGUACCGUCAUCCCUAUCUCUCCCUAACAUUCCUUCACCAUCUAUCUCCACAUGUCUCUUACUUACUCCAUAGUUGUCUCUCUCACAUUUGUGUGUCUAUAUCCAUCUCCCUACCACACAUAGUAAGAGCCUGAGCUAAUUCAUGCUGUCUGGUAUAACAUCUCUCAUUUAAUCCGACAGACGUAUUACAUAAGACCUACAUGUGCACUUUAAACAAAAGGGAGUGGAUACUUUACAGAAAAUGUAUAGAUUGACACAAAUAGAUUAAAAUAAACUACUAAAAUAGGAUGGCUUGGAAUUGAUCAAAAAAAAAUCUCAUGUAUACUGUUUGAAGGGUUCUAUUGUUCACAUAGAGGGUUAUGUUUAUCAAUUCUAAAUUACUACUUUAUUAAUGUGAAUUUGUGAAGAAAUCUUUUAAAUAGAAUGUUUUGGUUUUUUUUUCUCCUUGCCAUCAUCUCUAGGUGCUGACAAUUUUGUGUAGUAUAGCGGAUUUGGGACCUCUUUAUUGUGAACAAUUAAGACAAAAAAACAUUCUUCCCUGUCUAAUGAGUACACUAGGAGGUGCAGAUGUGCAAGUGACUCUCCGAAGUCUGGAUGCAAUGAUCUACCUCUUCCGAAAUUGUCCAGAUGUAAGUCUUUUGUUAUUUAGAUAUUAGAAUUUCAAUUAUGGAUUAAUUUUACACUUUUCUGACGUUAAGAUGUUAAAACCUUUUUAAGACAACUGUUGUUUUUUUUAAAAUAGUUUUUAUUCUCGCAAAUACAGUGGUACCUCGGUUUACAAAUUUAAUGCGCUCUCCGGGACGUUUUGUAUUGUGAAAGAUUUGUAAAAACCGAAACGCAGUUUCCCAUAGGAAUGCAUUGAAAACCAAUAAAUCCGUUCUGGAGGUCAGAAAACAAGUACAAAUGAGCUGGCAUGGAAACCAACCCACAAUGCAGAACACACAGUAAAAUGCAUGCAAACGACGAAGUUCAGCUCACUACCUUUCCACCGCUUGAGAAAUGCACCAAAAAAGUUCAAAAAUGUCCCAAAACCAUUGCAAAAAAAUUUCAAAAUGGCUCCAAAACUCGAUGCAAAAGCCGCUUCAGCACCUCCACACUCGACGCCACAUGCUACCCACAGACUCCAGCAUGCAGGGGGCGGCGCUAUAAACCUCCCAGGCGCAAUGCAUCCUGGGGAAACUUGCUUUGUAUUGUGAAACAAAUUUGUAAUCCAAGGCAUUAUUUUCAAUGGAUUUUCAUUUGUAAACCGAAAAUUAUGUUAGGCAAUGUAAACCGAGGAACUACUGUACCUUUUUAAUAUAGUCUUACUAAUGCAAACAGAGUGACCUACUGUGCAUUGUCAUGGAAAGCACAAACCUCUUUUAAACAUUUUUUUACUUUUAUUUUUAUGUAUGUAUUUUUUGUUAUUGAUCAAAAACCCGUGUUGAUAAUACUUUAUAGAUAAUGCAAUGCAUGUGUGAGUUUUUCCUCUUUGUUUACAAUGUUUGCCCUAGCUUUCCUCGUUUGUACUGGAUUACAAUCUUGUAUACUAAUUUUUUAUAUCAAUUUUGAAGAAAACAGAGCAUCUCAUGAAAAAUGUUAUAGGUGAAAAUCGUUGUCUUAUUGUCACGUAUUCAUCCGCUUAUAGAAAUGUGGUUAAUGACAUUUACUGGCCACACAGGAAAAGUUGUGCCGAGCAGCAACCUAAUCCACAGAAGGUUUAAUGCUGAGCAGUAAUUGUGCAAAUGAAACCUGGUCUCAUGUAUUCAUCCGCUUAUAGAAAAGUGGUUAAUGACAUUUACUGUCCACACAGGAAAAGUUGUGCCGAGCAGCAACCUAAUCCACAGAAGGGUUAAUGCUGAGCAGCAAUUAUGCAAAUGAAACCUGGUAACUGACUUUGGGGUCAAAGGCCGGUUACAGCCUAUCAGAAAGAAAGGAGGGGUAUUUAGGCCCAGUUCUCAGCCUGCUCAGUGCCCUGUCGUGGUUUCCCUUGUGGUUGUCCGAGAGCGCGUUCCUGUUUAUAGUUUUCUACCUGGUUUUUGACUUUGGCUUUGUUUAUUGACUUCUCUAUAUUCUGGUAUCCUGACUCCUGGCUUUCCUCAUCGCUGUGUCCCUUUCUGUGUUCCCUGACCUCGGCUAGUAUUUUUGACUAUAAUUUGUACGUUAAAUCCGGCCAUUCUAAGGACCGGUAAUACGUUACUUAUUUGUCAUCCGUGCUGUACAGUGCUACGUGCUGGAUCAAACAGUAAUCUUGACAUUACGACAGGGCCAUAGAUCCUGUAGAACUGUGUCAGCACAUAGCUGCUUGCGAGAGGAAAUUAGAGGAGAAUGGUCACCGCAUGGAUCAAUUCACUCAGGCUUUAAGUACGCUUCUCGCUAGAACGGAACAUCUGCAGCCUGCAGCGUCUCCUCCUAUAGCACCUCUACCCUGUGUACCUCCACCCACUGUUAAUAUGACUCCUAGCAUCUCCUUAUCACCAUCCCUACAGUUUGAUGGCAAUAUCCAGGAAUGCAGGGGUUUUCUUAAUCAGGUGGAGUACCAUUUUGAGGCCCCACCAGGGUCAUUCCCCACGGACAGAGCAAGAAUUGGUUAUCUAAUGAAUCAAUUAAAGGGCAAGGCCCUUGCCUGGGCUAAUCCGUUGUGGGAGAGUAAUCGGAACAUAGCUCAUAAUUACCAGGAAUUCCUUGCCGAAUUCAAGCUCACGUUUGAGCCAUUGGGUAGAGAGGAUGACGCCUCCACUGCCCUAAUGCACAUCAGACAAGGUAACCGAUCUAUCUCGGAUUAUGCUAUUGAAUUCCGUACCUUAGCUUCCGAGGUAGACUGGACUAACAAUGGGUUAAUCUCAGCAUUCAAAAAGGGUCUCUCAGAGACUAUACUAGAUGAGAUAGCCGCUAAAGAAUUACCUAAGAGUCUUAACAAAUUUAUUACGUUUGUCAUGCAUAUUGAUAAUAGGUUAAGACUCAGAAGUCACCAGAAGCAAGACCAGACGUACGGCUAUGUCCCUAGCACCUCAAUUCUCUAAACCUGUUUUGUCUAACCUCCCUGUACAGUCCGAACCCGAACCUAUGCAGUUGGGGUCACUAGACUGUCAGAGGCCGAAAAACAGUAUAGGAGAAGGGAGGGGUUAUGCCUAUAUUGCGGUAGAAAGGGACAUAUGAUAACUAAUUGUCCAGUGUGUCCUGAAAACUUCCGCACCUAAGAACCUUAAGGGGACAGAUCUUAGGUGUGAUGGAGUUGUCCUCUAACAAAAACAAAAGUAGAUUCCUCCUUGAGGUAUCUAUUUCCCUUGAUAACAAGAAGUUUUCUUGCGGUGCCCUAAUGGACUCAGGUGCUGCUGGAAAUUUUAUUGAUGUCCAGUUUAUUAGGGGUAAUGAGAUACCGGUCAGGGAGAGACCUACGCCGCUAGCUGUAGAGGCUAUUGAUGGCAGACCACUCACACAACCGCUUAUAACCCACAAAACUGUCCCUAUUACGAUCUCCAUUGGGGCCUCCCAUAGGGAGGAGAUGACGUUUCAGGUUAUUACUUCUCCAUCAUGUCCUAUCAUAUUAGGGUUUCCGUGGCUGAGUAAGCACAAUCCCUACAUUGACUGGGCUAAUGGGGAGAUAUUAGAAUGGGGUAAAGAGUGUAUGGGGAGAUGUAUAAAACCAGUACUAAAGAGAUUGGAUACUAUUGACCUUCCACUACCACUCCCCAAACUCCUGGAGUUCCCAUACAAUACCGAGAACUUCAGGAGGUGUUUAACAAGGCUCAAUCUGAUGUAUUGCCUCCCCACAGAGCAUAUGACUGUGCCAUUAACCUGUUUCCAGGAGCUAUGCCACCUAAGGGGGCAGUUUAUGCCUUAUCUCCCCAGGAGAGUAAAAUAAUGGAGGAAUACAUCAAAGAAUCCUUGAGCAAAGGGCACAUAAGAAAGUCAUCCUCACCAGCUGGUGCAGGAUUCUUUUUUGUUGAGAAAAGGGGUGGUGAGUUACGCCCUUGCAUAGACUACAGGGCACUUAAUAAAAUCACUGUAAAAAAUGCAUACCCUAUCCCACUCAUUUCCGAAUUGUUCGAUAGACUUCAGGGAGCUAAAGUAUUUACUAAGCUUGACCUUAGGAGUGCUUACAAUUUGGUUAGAAUUAAAGAGAAUCAUGAGUGGAAGAUGGCAUUUAAUACCCGUAGUGGACACUAUGAAUAUCUGGUAAUGCCAUUUGGGUUAUGCAACGGCCCGGCCGUAUUCCAAGACUUUAUAAAUGAUGUACUCAGGGAAUUCAUUUACUCAUUUGUCUUGGUUUAUUUGGACGAUAUUUUGGUGUAUUCCCCUGAUCUUCAGACUCACCACUCCCAUGUGAAACAGGUUCUGCAGACGUUGUUGAAAAAUAAACUUUAUUGCAAAUUAGAAAAGUGCUUAUUUGACCAGCCUGAAGUCCACUUUUUGGGUUACAACAUCUCUGCAUCGGGAUUUCAAAUGGAUCCUAAAAAACUAGAGGCUGUACUACACUGGCCAUUACCCUCUGGUUUAAAAACCAUUCAAAGGUUUAUUGGUUUUGCCAACUAUUACAGAAGAUUCAUCAAGGGAUUUUCUUCUGUAAUAGCCCCAAUCACAAAUAUGACUCGCAAAGGGGUUAGUAGCACGGUAUGGUCCAAGGAGGCUGUGAAUGCUUUUGAGACUCUUAAACAAAGAUUUGCCUCUGCGGACAUACUAAAACAUCCCGACACUAGUAAACCUUUUAUAUUGGAGGUUGAUGCAUCCGAGACAGGGGUAGGGGCUGUUCUCUCUGAGAGAGAAAGCCAGGGAACACCAUUGCAUCCUUGUGGCUACUUCUCCAGAAAGAUGUCUCCUGCUGAGCGCAACUAUGAUAUUGGCAAUAGAGAACUGUUGGCCAUUAUUCUUGCCCUCAAGGAGUGGCGACAUCUUUUGGAGGGUUCAAGGACCCCCUGUUGAUCAUAACCGACCACAAAAAUCUGGCAUAUAUAGGGGAUGCCAAACGUUUGUCUUCCAGACAGGCUAGAUGGUCACUAUUCCUUUCACGUUUUAACUUUCUCAUUACUUAUAGACCUGGUUCUAAAAAUACCAAGGCUGAUGCCUUGUCCAGGCAAUUUGAUAAGGAGUCAGCUCCGGAACAGGUGACAUCUCCUAUUAUUCCACCAGAGUGUAUUAUUGCCACUACUGUCCUCUCACUGUCUUCUCCACUGCUUGGCACCAUACUGGAGGCCCAGCCUCAGGCGCCCAGUGGUAAACCAUGUGAUAAACUGUUCGUUCCCCUAUGUGAAAGGGUUAAUAUCAUGAAAGUGUUCCAUGACAAUAUAACUGCUGGACACCGGGCAUCAAUAAGUCCACUGCCGCGAUCACUAGAUCAUUUUGGUGGGAUUCACUCAGGAAAGAUGUAAAGGAGUAUGUGCAGGCAUGUUCUGUGUGUGCAGUUUCUAAGGUGACUCAUGCACUUCCUUGUGGCCUGUUGCAGCCUCUUCCUGUUCCUGAGAUUCCAUGGUCCCACUUAUCCAUGGACUUUAUUGUAGAGCUUCCUAGCUCUGCUGGGUUCACUACUAUUCUCAUGGUUGUAGACCGAUUUUCUAAGAUGGCUCACUUCAUUCCUCUCAAGAAGUUGCCAUCUUCGCAAGAUUUGGUCCUAAUUUUCAUACGUGAAAUUGUCCGUUUGCAUGGCAUCCCCCACAAUAUUGUGUCUGAUAGGGGCUCUCAGUUUGUGUCCAGGUUCUGGAGGGCGUUCAGUAAACAAUUGGGGAUUGAUCUCUCCUUCUCCUCCUCCUACCAUCCACAGACCAAUGGUACAGCUGAGAGGGCUAACCAGUCAUUAGAAGUUUAUUUGCGUUGUUUUAUUAAUAGCACACAAGACAAUUGGUCCGAACUACUCCCGUGGGCCGAGUUCGCUAGAAACAAUGCUGUUCAUGACUCCUCUGGGCACAGUCCAUUUUUUGUCAAUAAUGGUAGGCAUCCUACGGUUCUCCCUGUGGUAUUUUCUGAUACUGCCAUUCCUGCUCUGGAUGAGCGUCUGGCCUCCAUUCGGGAUACCUGGGUUAAGGUUCAAACUGCUCUAGGGGCUGCUGCUGAACGCUUCAAACAUUUUGCUGAUAAGCGUAGGAGUGCCAACCCGGUGUACCAAGUGGGGGACCGGGUUUGGUUGUCAUCUCGCAACAUCAAGCUUAAGGUCCCUAGCAUGAAGUUUGCCCCCAGAUUCCUUGGUCCCUAUAGAGUGCUUCGUAGGAUCAAUCCAGUGUCUUACUCUCUGGCUCUUCCUGCAUCUUUAGGGAUUCCCAACACUUUUCAUGUGUCCUUACUCAAACCUCUUGUCUGCAAUAGAUAUCCUGUUCCUUGUGUUCCUCCCCCUCCGGUGGUGGUGGGUGGUCAGGAAGAGUAUGAGGUAUCUUCUAUCGUGGAUUCUAGGUUUUCUCGGGGCACUUUACAGUACUUGGUUGUUUGGAAAGGUUACGGUCCUGCUGAUCGUUCUUGGGUUUCGGCUCCUGACCUGCAUGCGGGCCGUAAGAUCCGCGCUUUUCACGCUAAAUUUCCUCUCAAGCCUGGUCCUGUCCGCCCGGUGGGCGUUCUUCAGGUGGGGGGUAAUGUCACGUAUUCAUCCGCUUAUAGAAAUGUGGUUAAUGACAUUUACUGGCCACACAGGAAAAGUUGUGCCGAGCAGCAACCUAAUCCACAGAAGGGUUAAUGCUGAGCAGCAAUUAUGCAAAUGAAACCUGGUAACUGACUUUGGGGUCAAAGGCCGGUUACAGCCUAUCAGAACUAAAGGAGGGGUAUUUAGGCCCAGUUCUCAGCCUGCUCAGUGCCCUGUCGUGGUUUCCCUUGUGGUUGUCUGAGAGCGCGUUCCUGUUUAUAGUUUUCUACCUGGUUUUGACUUUGGCUUUGUUUAUUGACUUCUCUAUAUUCUGGUAUCCUGACUCCUGGCUUUCCUCAUCGCUGUGUCCCUUUCUGUGUUCCCUGACCUCGGCAAGUAUUUUUGACUAUUCUUUGUACGUUAAAUCCGGCCAUUCUAAGGACCGGUAAUACGUUACUUAUUUGUCAUUCGUGCUGUACAGUUCUACGUGCUGGAUCAAACCGUAAUCUUGACACUUAUUCGGUGGUGUAAAUUGAAGAUAAAUUACAGUUCCCCUUUAAUGUAUUAAAAUAGCAAAAAUGUGUCUUAAAAAUACAGACAUUUACAACCUGAUGUGUCACUGAAAAUAAAAUUGGGUUUGCUAAGCCAUUCCUCUUUUUUUCCUCUAACCCAGCAGUUCCUAAACAGUGGGCCGCGGCGCCCUGGGCUGUGACUUGCACACAGGGGCACCGCAAAAUGUUUCCCGGUGCUGUGAUAGCACUGGGAAACAUUUUUGCUUAACAGGGACCCAGGACCCUUUAAGUCCACAACCAGGCCCACUACCUGUAGUGUUGGCAGACUGGGAGGAAGUGACAGCAUGUCACUUCCUGCCAGCUUCUUGCAGUGAGACGGCGCGGGAGGGAGAGAAGGCAGCCGCAGAGGCAGCAUGAGGGGAAAUGAGGAGGAGCAUGAAGAACUGCUCCAGACUCCUCACUCCCGCCAGCAGCAGGAACAGGAUCCAAGCAAGCCACCCUCCUGGACACAAAAUGUAAACUAACAGGAGAGCGGCUGUAGAUAUAAAAAAUUACAUCUAUACAUAUAUAUGCUUAUGUGUAUGUCAGUGUAUGUAUCUGUGUCAGGGUUUGCACACACAGUAUGUAUGUGUAUCUGUGUGUCAUGGUGUGGGCGUACGUGUCGGUGUCAAUAUGGGUUUGUGUGUGUCGGUGUAUGUAUGUGUUUCUGUGUGUUUGUUUAGGUAUAGCUGUGUAAGUAUGUAUUUAGUAAUAUAUGUGCAUACAUCCAAGCAAUAAACACCAGCACACCAUACAAGCACUCUCCUGCAAUCUAACACAGAUUUUACAUACAAAAACACCUCUGCCAUCAGACCCCCCAAAUAAUAUACAAACACACCCCUUCACUCAAACACCAAUACUACAUACAAAUGUACAUUUGCUUUUAAAAGCGAACAUUACAUCCAACCCUAGCACACCUCCAAUCCAGUGAAAACAUUAUAUAGAAACACACCCCUGUAUUAAAACAUUAGAAUUAUAUACAAGCACCCCUUCAAUCAAACAUCAACACUGUACAUCUGCUAUAGCACCAAUAUAUGCCACAGCGCUAUACUGGUGUUAUAGGGAGGGUGAGCACUCCUAGGAGUUUCUUUUCAUCUUCUUUAUUUGUAGUCCACAAAAGAGACAAUAUUUACAUCAAGAAGUCACAGUUUCAGUUCGUCUAGACAUAUAAUUUAUAAUAUAAUUUAUAUGUCCUGAUGAAGGUUCGCUAGACGAACUGAAACAUUGACUUCAUGAUGUAAAUAUUGUCUCUUUUUGUGGACUACAAAUAAAUAAGAUGAAAAGAAACUUCUGAGAGAUGUCCACUAAUAGGAGGAAACAUCCAUGCUAGCAAUGCAAAAAUAGAUGAUGAAUCCUCAUGGCAUCGCGAGUUGUGCUCUGUUUUCCCCUUUUCUCCCCUGACACAAUUUAGGUUGCUCUAGGCCUCUCAAUGCAUAUAGCAAUCUCCCCGUAAAUAUGUGAUUACACAGUCACAUACUUAUGUUGUUUUUUUAUUUUAUUUUAUUAUUAACUAACCCUCCAUACUGCAGCUUACCUUUGAUUCUGGGUGGAGGAAAGAGGUCUAGAGUUAUAGCACUCCCUGAUAUCUAGGAGGUGUAGAAGCAUGACAUUUUGCUUGCUUUGAACUCUGUGGGUGGCACAGUUAGCAGGCAGUGGGUUCCAGCAUAUAAUGUUUCCUGUAUUUGUAAUGCACCAGUAACACUCAAAGACCUGUAAUCAUUAGUGUGCCAUUAUUGUUAUGGUGCCAGGAGUGCCCUGAUUCCGCCCUGGGAUAAUUUGUUAAACCAUUUUAAUAUGGUUUGACACUUGCCUGUUUCACACCGGAUGCCUGUGCUAUUUCUGGGCUUCACAGAGCUAAAGAAACUGGAUGUCAGGUAGUUCAAUACAAGAUCUCUUUGGCUAAAGAGAUCGGCUGAUGCUCGCAGCCGAUGAAUGAAUGCAUAAAUCGGUAUGCAGCUUCUACUGCUCAAGAAGAGCCAGGUAUCUGUGAAACCAUUCUAAAACCGCUUGGCAGAUUAUGCUGGGACGGCACUCCUGGUGCUUGGAGUGUUCCUGUGAGAAGGCCUUGGAAACAUUUAGUUCUGCAGACCAGUCUCCUACCACCCUAAGCCUUAGCUGUUCGCCAUUUGCUUUGUCACCCUCUGUUAGUUCAUAGUUUAGGGAUGUCCAAAUGGGGAUGAUAAAACGUGAUGCUUCUAAUGUGUCCAUGCUCUGUUACUCCACUUUCUGGUACACUAAUUGCCUUAUUGUUAUUUUAGCUUGCAGAAGACUUUCUUAAUAACUAUGGUCUGUCGUUUCUUGAGCCAUAUAAAAACAAUGUCCUUUUUCAUGAGCAAGUGCAAACUAUUUGGAACCUGUGUACUAUGCAGGUGAGUUGCUGCUUAUUUCUAAGUUCUAAUUGUUUGCUUUGAUGGUUUGUCAUCAAACAGUGACUUAUAUCCACUUGCAAAAUAUAAGCCAAAAGAAGAGUUACUUCUCCAAUGUCAUUAAUUUUACACCUCUAUCAUGACCUAAAAACAUGCAGUUUUGUUUUCAGUUUACCACAUUCCAGUAUUUAGUGUAUGAACCUAGUGUGCUGUGAUAGGAGUUAAAUUACUUUGGUAAUGCAGUCGUAACCACACCUCCCUGCAUGUAAUUUGCUCAGCCUUCCUGAACACUUCCUUUAAAGUGAGAUCUAAUGUUUAUACUUCCUUUAUUUCAGUCUGUUUAAUGUAGAAUCUCCUGCACUUUUAAUAGCUUGCAGGAGCCUCCUGUGUGUGAUUAAAGUUUAAUUUACAGAGCAGGAGAUAAACACAUCUAAAGUAAGUUAACGUCUGAUUUAAAAAUGAAACCACCUUACUUUUCAUGCAGACUGUGAGUUACAGCCAGGAAAGGUGUGGCUAGGGCUGCAUGGACAGAAACAAGUGAUUUAACUCCUAAAUGGUAGAGAAUUGAGCAGUAAGACUUCAGAGGCAUGAUCAAUACUCCAAAACUGCUUUAUUAAAGGGUUGCUGUAACCUUAGUGAGAGGAGGGACUUUUCUGGUGUAAUAGGAGCCCCUCUCAAUGUGUUGUAAAACCUGAAAUAAGGUUUUGUUUACCUUGAACCCAGCGCUGAGUGAAGGUCCUGACAGCACUAGGGCUAUGCGUGGUCCAAUCAUAGGCCCACAUGCUGGCUCAGAGCACAUCUGUGCUGAGGGGAGAGCUAGCUUUUCACAUCUGUUGUCAGCGUGCAGUGUGUUGCACUGUCCAACUAGCCCCCAGCACACAUUUACCGAUUUCUCUGUAUAUAUUGUUUUAAGCAUAUACUGACCCCUACUACUGUGACCACUUCAUAUAAUUAAAAUGGUCAUGGUGGAUGGAGUAACCCUUUAAGCUAAAGUUGUUUUGGUGACUAUAGUGUUAAUUUAAGUUACUCCACUGUAAGCCGUAGCACAUACACUAGUUGUAAAUUUCUAUUCGUGUGGCUAAUUUUUCACUAGGCAAUGGCACCCAUUAUUCUAAAGCUGAUCACUGAGAAAUGUAAAAGCUCAAUAGCUAUACAAAACAUUCUAUAAUCAUUUCAAACUUAAAUUCCAUUCUCACUUGUAUUUACAUUUAAGUGUAGGAAAGUAAUAUUUCUGCAGGUUGGUUGAGCACAUGCUUUUAAUGCAUGUAAAUGACAUUUCUUCCAAGCGAUGUCAUGUGUACAUUUUUAUUAAAUAUUUUCAUUUUUGGAGACUCCUAUGGGUGAAACUAAUGGUAGAUAUAUAUUUAAGUAAAUCCCUCAAAAGUGCCAUUAUCUAGUUUCUGUGCCACUACUGUACUUAUGCUGCAUGAGAGUAAAACAUAGGUCAAUAGACAAUCCUAUGAGACCGUAUGUAUAUAUUUGGAAAGGUUUCAAGCACCUGUUAGGCAUUGGGUGGGUAUGGUCAUAGGCACAGUAUCGCAUGUUGGGUACAUAUGCCAUGUAUGCACAUUAUCCAUCCCACUGGUAUCAGUGGCACUUUCUAAAGACCACUAAUUAGUGCAAAAAGGCACAGCAGUUCCACACGUGGGGACACAAACUAAACGUAUAUUUUUGGAAGUUUCACUGAUAGGUUAUUCUAUCACAAAAAAAAUGACAACUUACUUAUACUUCCCUGUUUCUAAUUCUAGGUGAAUGAAGACAGUAAUAAAUCAACUAUGGAAUAAAACUUAUUAAUGUAGAAGACUGAACAAUGAAGGAACACUGACCAGACAUUUUUUAUUACCGUUUGUUGAAUAAGACAGAGUUUAUAUUUUUCUAAUAAAAUAAAGUGAACAAAUGCCGAGACUCCACCAUGGUUUUAUUUAGCGUAUCGGGUAGAGAAGGAUGAACAAUUUAGUCAAAAGAUGCUCCUUUUCAAAGAUGGAAGAUUCCAGAUUUCUGCACUUUUCACACAUCGUGCAACAAUGUCCAACAAAAAGAUCUGUCUUCAUGGUUUACGGUUCGCAACAGAUUCCAGGGCUUUUGCAACUUGGUCGGAAUUUAGAUUACUGAGUGGUACAUUUACUUCUUUUCCAAAAUCUGCAGGGAAAAAAAGUUAAAUGUAAAAAAAGAAUACUAAUAUGUAAAUUAAAGAAAU